UCCCCUGGUGUGUCGCCCCCUCCCUCCCUCCUUCCCUGCCUCUCUUCCCCCUUGUGCUCCGGGAAGCGUCGCCUCUUUCGCCUGGCCACUUCGUCCGAGGACCCCCCCCCCUCCCGCGCCCUCUCGCCCCUCCGGACAACUUGAUCGAGGGCUUGCGCCCCUCCGCCACAGCCCGGCGGGGGAGGGGGAGCCGACCAACCAACCAACAAACCAACCAACCAGGGGCCCCCCACCUCGAAGAGUGGAUCUAUCGCUGGACUGCACCCCCUUUUUGGACCCCAAGGACACCCUCCCCCCCAAAAAAGAAACCCACCCCAGCCGAGCCUCGAACUCUUGUUCCUCCCCUCCCCAAAUCCACUCCAGCCCCUUUCCAACAUGGAUGUAAGGUUUUAUCCGGCUGCGUCGGGCAACCCUCUUCCCGGAGAGCCUUCCAACCUGGACUUUGCCCAGUGUUUGGGUUACUACAGCUACAACAAGUUUGGCAACAACAAUAACUACAUGAAUAUGGCAGAAGCCAAUAACGCAUUUCUUACUGCCAAUGAGCAAACAUUCCAUACCCCGAGCCUUGGGGACGAAGAGUUUGAGAUCCCACCUAUUACGCCACCACCUGAACUGGACCCCACCAACCUUGGGAUGGCGGACCUCCUGUUGCCUUUCCAAGGCCUAAGUGAUCAAAUGGGUGUGCAAGGCAACGAGUUCACCCCCCAGUUUCCACCCCAGAGCUUGGAUCUUCCCUCCAUUACGAUAUCCCGGAACUUGGUGGAGCAAGACAGCAUCAUCCAAAGCAAUGGGUUACAUAUGGAUCAAAACCACGCAGAUGUGCCUCAAUAUCGCCCGGACCACUCUUUGAUUAUGAGGUCCAUUGUCCACAUGACCGAUGCUGCUCGUUCAGGAAUUAUGCCUCCAAACCAGCUCACCACUAUUAAUCAAUCUCAGCUAAGCACUCAACUGGGGUUGAAUUUAGCGGGUGCCAAUUUGCCCCACACUUCACCUUCUCCGCCUGCAAGCAAAUCAGCGACCCCAUCCCCGUCCAGUUCGAUAAACGAAGAAGAUGCGGAUGACUCCAACAGAACCGCAGGGGAAAAAAGAGCUGCUCCAGAUUCUGGCAAGAAGCCCAAAACGCCGAAGAAAAAGAAAAAGAAGGAUCCCAACGAACCGCAGAAGCCCGUCUCGGCGUAUGCCUUGUUCUUCCGGGAUACGCAAGCAGCCAUUAAAGGGCAGAAUCCCAACGCUACCUUUGGAGAGGUGUCAAAAAUCGUAGCCUCUAUGUGGGAUAGCUUAGGAGAAGAACAGAAACAGGUAUAUAAAAGGAAAACAGAAGCUGCCAAAAAGGAGUAUCUGAAGGCGCUAGCUGCUUACAGAGCAAGCCUGGUUUCCAAGGCCGCGGCUGAGUCGGCCGAAGCCCAGACCAUCCGUUCCGUCCAGCAGACGCUGGCGUCGACCAACCUGUCCUCUUCUCUUCUCCUCAACGGCCCCAUCUCCCAACACGCGGCCGUGGCCACCUCGCCGCAGACUCUCCAGCAGUCCCUCCCCAGGGCCAUUGCCCCGAAGCCCUUGGCCAUGCGGUUGCCCAUGAGCCCGAUCGUGGCCUCCGUCACGAUCGCCCCCAGCCUGACCACCACAAACAUUUCCACCUCGCUGAUCGGCUCCAUGGGCACCAACCUGGUGGGGGCGUCGGCCGCGGGGGCCUCCCCCUCCCAGGCCAGCCCCUCCUUGCAGAGCCAGCAGCACCAGCUCCAGCAACUGCAGCAGCUCCACCAGCAGCACAUGCACCAGCAGAUGCACCAGCAGAUGCAGCAGCAGCACCACUUCCAGCACCACAUGCAGCAGCAGCACCUGCAGCAGCAACAGCAGCAGCAGCAGCACCUCCAGCAGCAAAUGCAACAGCAACUGCAGCAGAUGCAGCUGCAGCAGCUCCAGCAGAUGCAGCAAAUGCAACACCCGCCUCCGCAGCCAUGCCCUCAGCAACAUUCCCCGGCAGCGGCUUCGCAGAUCACCUCCCCGAUUCCGGCCAUCGGCAGCCCCCCACCGGCCCCCCAGCAGCACCCCUCCGAAAUGCCAACCCCGACACAGACUCAGCUGUUAUCCCAGGCCAGUAUUUUCUGAAGGCACCCCCUCGGGGGAGCGGGACAACGAGAGAACGGCUUUUGGGGUGGAUGCGUUCAGCGAACGCUGAGCCCUUGAUCCCCCGAAAACUCGGCAUUGCCAAUGGUAGUUAUGCAGGAUUUGCAUAACCGAUGAAGUGAGCUUCUAAGCUGUCUAUUAGAUAGGCAAUAAAGAACUACAAUGUAGCUGCGGAUACUCUUUUAGCUGACUCUAAAUUUUCAUUUCCGAUUGCUUUUUAUUCUCUCUCUCUCUUUCUUUUUUAAAAGCAAAAGCUGUGCUCUUCUUUUUUCAUCUCCAUGCAAUGCCUCUUUAAUUUAUUUUCAGCUUUACCUACAAAUAUGUGAAUCAGAUACUCUUUGAUAAGCCUGGGCAUUAAGACUGGAAUAUAUAUAUAUAUAUAAUAAAUGGCCUUUUUUUUUACAGUUUUUAGAUGAAAACCAUUCCUUCUUGCAAAAUUGGUUAAUGCACUUCAAAACGGUUGGUUUGAGGGUGUGUGGGGUUUGGGAAUUUUUUUUUUGUUCCUUUGAAUUCAUGAAGCCCUUAAAAGCACAGCUGUAACUACCUGUAAAAUGAUGAUUGGAUUUCAUGCAAUCACACUUGCGGGAGAAUAGUUGAUGGUGUUAUUCUCUGUCAUUGGAAAAAAAAUGUAAAAAAAAAAAUCACAGACUUUUUAACCAAAGGUCCUUCCGUUUUUUUUUCUUUUUCUUUUUUAAAUGUCUUCGAAAGGAAAGGAGUGUGUGUGUGGGGGGGGACGCUGCAAGUAGAAGUUCUGAAAUAUCAAACACCCAUCUUCCCAUCUUUGCUAUAAUUUCUCCAGCUACUACAGUCCUUUGUUAUACAAUAUAUUCUUAUCCCCGCUCUGCUCAUUCCAGUUUUAAAAUAAAUAAAUAAAUGUGAAUAUUUUAUUCUGUGUUUGGGUGACCAACUUUCAGAUUUAAUACACUGUAUUUUUUAAAAAAAGGAAAUGCACUUAAAUAAAACUGGUUAUUAGGGAAGAAAGGUAAGAAGGAAAAAUGUGAGGGAUUUUUUUUGUUUUGUUAUUUUUAAAACGGUAUAAUAUCAGUCGACUAUUUAAGAGGAUUGACACGUCUGAAAAAAAUCUGUAAAUAUUUUCUUUGAAAAGUUGUAAAAGGUUUUCAUAUCAUGUGUUGUAAAGUUUUCAUAAAUGAGGCUUUAAUGUAAACACUGGUAACAUGAAUGAUUUAAUUGCAACAUUGCUUAUUGUGUUUUUACGCUGUUUUAUACUUUUUUAUGAGUUCUGAUAGCAGCAAUUAAGUUGUUUGUAUUUU
Pogona vitticeps (central bearded dragon) is the source of this 3395-nucleotide messenger RNA. It is a transcript of the gene TOX3, whose product is annotated as TOX high mobility group box family member 3. Gene Ontology annotation, biological process: regulation of transcription by RNA polymerase II. Gene Ontology annotation, cellular component: nucleus. The record is from RefSeq and is a predicted model, not a curated record. Gene Ontology annotation, molecular function: chromatin DNA binding. Lineage: Eukaryota; Metazoa; Chordata; Lepidosauria; Squamata; Agamidae.